GAAAACACUCGCCCAAACCAUGAACAUAUUUUCCCAUUCGUGGAAUCCGAUUGAGGCUUAGGGUUUAUUCCUCAUCCUCCCGCUCCGCUCCUACCAGAAACCAUUGAAGAAGGUAAGCCUGUCGCUCCAUUUACUAAAUCAGCAGAUUCAAAGGAUUUAGUAAAUCCUGGAUUUCAGUCCGAAAUCCGCGAAAUCCGGAUUAGUUAAAGCGGCGGAUAUAUUUUGUCCAAACUGACCGUCUGGAAAGAUUUAGCCUAAAUUCAGGUUGAAUCCUGGGCUAAAUCCGUUGCCAGACAGCAAUGUGUAUGUCUGUAACAUACGAAUAAACCCUAAACUUCACUCUGUUCAAAGCCGAAUCAAUCUCUGUUACGUUCUUUUUUUUUCAUCUUCUGGGCCAACAUGCCGAAGGUUUAUGGUACCGGAACCUACGAUUUUCGUCGGCAUCGUGUAGCCGAGUACCCUUUCGAGACUCAGGCAGUGAAAGCACUAAAGCAACCGGAGCAGCGACCUGGAGGGAACGUAAAUAACUCCAUAACUCUUUUGGAGAUCCAACGUGACCGUCUGACCAAGAUUGCAGCGGGGAAUUGGCUGAAGAAUUCUGGCGUUAAAGGCGCGGACCGGAAGUUUGAUCCCGAUCUAGUGAAGGAGAUUUAUGAGACUGAGCUGCUAGUUAUUGGCGGGCGAAGAACUGUCCCGCUCCAGAGGGUAAUGAUUCUAGAGGUUAGCCAGUACUUGGAGAACUAUCUGUGGCCCAACUUUGAUGCGGAGACGGCGUCUUUUGAGCAUGUUAUGUCUAUGAUUCUCAUGAUUAAUGAGAAGUUUCGGGAGAACGUGGUGGCUUGGAUUUGCUUUCAUGACCGGAAGGAGGCGUUUAGGGGAUUCUUGUGGAGAGUUCUUCGUCUGAAAGAAGAGGGAAGAAAGUUGACUCUAGCGGAGAAGACAAAUUAUUUGCUUUUCAUGAUUAACGCCUUCCAGAGUUUAGAGGAUGAGAUUGUUAGUGAAACUGUUCUCAAGUUGGUAAGCUUGCAGUUAUGGCACUGCCUUUCACCUGGUAGAUUCCAGAUGGAGUUAUGCUUAAACCCUCAGCUGACGAGAAAGUGGAGAAAAAUGAUUAGGAAAGAGGCCAAAGGAGCGAAGAAGCUAGGGAAACCAUUUGAUCCUUCAACGAUUCUUGAGGUGACUUUCCUAAGGGACCUAAUUGAAGAAUUUUUGGAGAUACUUGAUUCCAAGGUUAUCUCAGUUAAGCAAACCGAUGACAAAGAAAAUCAUUUCAGUGAUUCAUAUGAUGAAAAAGUGGAUGAUUCUUGUGUACUAUAUUGUGAAAGGUUCAUGGAGUUCCUCAUUGAUUUAUUGAGCCAACUUCCAACGAGAAGAUUCUUGAAAGCUGUUGUUGCAGAUGUGGCUGUUGUUCCCAAGUGUCAUUUGAGUGCUCUUUAUGCUCAUGAAAAGGGUCGUCUUUUUUCACAACUGGUUGAUUUGCUGCAAUUUUAUGAAGGCUUUGAGAUUGAUGACCAUACUGGGAGUCAAAUGAGUGAUGAUGAUGUGCUUCUAGCUCAUUAUUCCCGUCUACAAGCUUUCCAACUUUUAGCAUUCAAACAAAUACCAAAGCUGCGGGACUUUGCAUUGUGCAAUAUUGGUGCAAUUAACAAGCGCGCUGAUCUUUCAAAAAAGUUAUCUAUAUUAUCUGCUGAGGAGCUCCAAGACCUAGUCUUCAACAAGCUUAAAUUGGUUUCAGAAGAAGAUCCGUGUGCUUCAAAAGCGCACUUCCUCGUUGAAGUUCUUGUAUCCUUCUUUGAAAAGCGACAGUCCCAAAGAGAUGCCAUAAACGCUCUUCCUUUGUACCCAAAUGAGAAGAUAAUGUGGGAUGAAAGUGUUGUCCCUAGUAUCAACUACUCUGGAGAAGGCUGCCUUGCUCUCCCAAAACUCAACCUCCAAUUUCUUACAUUGCAUGAUUAUUUAUUACGGAAUUUCAAUCUUUUCCGCCUUGAGUCUACAUACGAAAUUCGAGAAGAUAUUCAGGAGGCUGUCCCACAUCUUCUAGCCUACAUUAAUAAUGAGGGAGAUGCAGCGUUCCGUGGCUGGUCAAGAAUGGCUGUGCCUAUUAAAGAAUUUAAAAUCACUGAGAUUAAACAACCUAAUAUUGGGGAAGUCAAGCCUUCAUCUGUAACUGCAGAAGUUUCUUUUAGCAUUUCUAGUUACAGGGCUCAUAUAAGAUCAGAGUGGGAUUCUAUAAAGGAACAUGAUGUUUUGUUUUUGCUAUCCAUACGACCUUCGUUCGAACCUCUUAGUCAGGAAGAGGCUGCUAAGUCCACUGUUCUGGAAAGGCUAGGUCUUCAGUUUGUUCGAGGGUGUGAAGUUAUUGAGAUUCUUGAUGAAGAAGGUAUUCUUAUGAAUGAUUUCACUGGUAGAAUCAAAAGAGAUGAAUGGAAGCCUCCUAAAGGUGAUCUACGCAAAAUUGUUGUUGCCCUGGAUACAGCACAGUAUUACAUGGAUGUUACUGAUGUCAGUGAGAAAGGAACAGAGGAUGUCUAUGGAUCAUUUAACAUCUUAAUGCGAAGGAAACCCAAAGAAAAUAAUUUCAAAGCAAUAUUAGAGUCCAUUCGAGAUCUAAUGAAUGAAACUUGCAUAGUUCCGGAUUGGCUGCAUAAUAUAUUUUUGGGUUAUGGAAAUCCAUCUGCUGCACAGUGGACAAAUAUGCCUGAUUUUCUAGAAGUAAUUGAUUUCAAAGAUACUUUUCUAAAUGCAGACCAUCUCAAAGAGAGCUUUCCUGGUUUUAAGGUCUAUUUUGUUAAAGAAGGUCAUAAAGAAGAUUUGGAUCCACGUCCUCCUUUCCGUAUAACACUUCCCAAAGCAAUGAGAAACAGUACACAUGCUCUUCCAGGCGAUCAGAAGUCAAGUAUAAAUGGCCCUGUUCAAAGCUCCGAGGAGGAAAUUGUUGUAGAGGCAUAUAUACCUCCUGACCCUGGACCUUAUCCCCAGGAUCAACCAAAACAAAACUCAGUUAGAUUUACACCAACCCAGGUUGGUGCAAUUAUUUCAGGAAUCCAGCCAGGAUUGACCAUGGUUGUUGGUCCACCUGGUACCGGCAAAACAGAUACGGCAGUGCAGAUUUUGAAUGUUCUUUAUCAUAAUUGUCCGUCACAGAGAACACUUAUCAUCACACAUUCUAAUCAAGCUCUAAAUGAUCUUUUUGAGAAGAUAAUGGAGCGGGAUGUACCAGCGAGGUAUCUGCUUCGAUUAGGCCAGGGUGAACAGGAGCUGGCAACUGAUCUGGACUUCAGUCGACAAGGCCGUGUGAAUGCAAUGCUUGUAAGACGACUAGAAUUGCUCGGUGAAGUCGAAAGACUGGCCGGGUCUCUUAAGCUUCCCGAAGAUGUUGGCUACACUUGUGAAACUGCUGGAUACUUUUGGUUGCUCCAUGUCUAUUCGAGGUGGGAGCAGUUUCUAGAUGCAUGCGCAAAAAAUAAAGACAAACCCACAUUUGUUAAAGAUCGUUUUCCAUUCCAGGACUUCUUCUCCAACACGCCUCAGCCCAUUUUCAGCGGCGAAUCCUUCGAGAAAGACAUGCGGGCGGCGAAGGGCUGUUUCCGUCAUCUUUCAACAAUGUUUCAGGAGUUGGAGGAAUGCAGGGCAUUCGAACUGCUUAAAUCGACAGCCGAUCGCGCAAACUAUCUCAUGACUAAACAAGCCAAAAUCGUGGCCAUGACCUGCACCCACGCAGCAUUGAAGAGGAAAGAUUUUCUUCAAGUGGGAUUUAAGUAUGACAACUUGUUGAUGGAGGAAAGCGCGCAGAUACUCGAAAUAGAGACGUUCAUACCAAUGUUGCUUCAAAGACAGGAAGACGGUUAUGCUCGGUUGAAGCGAUGCAUACUGAUCGGCGAUCAUCAUCAGUUGCCUCCGGUCGUAAAAAAUAUGGCUUUUCAAAAGUAUAGCCAUAUGGAUCAAAGUCUCUUUACUCGGUUUGUUCGGUUGGGCAUUCCUUAUAUAGAGCUUAAUGCCCAGGGUAGAGCUCGACCAAGUCUAGCAAAACUCUACAACUGGAGAUAUAGAGAUUUGGGUGAUCUUCCUUUUGUACGAGAGAUGCCUAUUUUUAACAAAGCGAAUUCUGGAUUCGCUUAUGAAUAUCAAUUGAUAGAUGUGCCUGAUUACCUUGGCAAAGGUGAAACCGCUCCUUCGCCAUGGUUCUAUCAGAACGAAGGAGAGGCGGAGUAUAUUGUUAGCGUUUACAUGUAUAUGCGUUUACUCGGAUACCCGGCAAAUAAGAUUUCCAUAUUAACAACUUAUAAUGGCCAAAAGCUUUUGAUCCGUGAUGUCGUCAGCAGAAGAUGCACCAGUUGUGGGAUUGGUCCACCUAGCAAGGUCACCACUGUUGAUAAAUUUCAAGGCCAACAAAAUGAUUUUAUCUUGCUUUCUCUUGUUCGCACUCGUUUUGUCGGCCAUCUACGAGACGUAAGGAGACUAGUUGUCGCCAUGUCUCGAGCUCGUUUGGGGCUUUAUGUGUUCUGUCGGCGUGCAUUGUUUGAACAGUGUUAUGAACUACAACCAACCUUUCAGCUUCUUCUUCAGAGACCUGACCAUCUUGGCUUGAAUCUGGAUGAGGCCACUCCUUUUACAGAACGCAGUGUUGGAGAAACUGGGAGAGUUCACUUUGUGAGUGGCGUUCAGGAGAUGGAUGGAUUGGUUAACUUCAAGAUGCACCAACUCUACCAGGUGCAGCUUAUGGGAGACCAGCAUGCAGCAUACCAAGGGCCCAUUUCACGUCGAAAUGGAACUCUAAAAUCAUCGUCGCAGGAUACGGUUGUUGAUUCGGACAAAGUCGAGAGCUCAGACAAUGUCGAGGAUCCUACGAAAAUUGGGGGUUUGGACGAAGUGAACAGCAUUGACAUGGCUAUUGUAAGUGGUGACCAGGAGCGCAUUUCCCUCAAAUCUUUAACUUCACACGAAAAAUAUCACCAUAAUUAUCUUUUUUUAAGUGAAGUGCAGCUUAUGGGAGACCAGCAUGCAGCAUACCAAGGGCCCAUUUCACGUCAAAAUGGAACUCUAAAAUCAUCGUCGCAGGAUACGGUUGUGGAUUCAGACAAAGUCGAGAGCUCAGACAAUGUCCAGGAUCCUGAGAAAAUUGGGGGUUUGGACGAAGUGAAGGGCAUUGACAUGGCUAUUGUCAGUGGUGACCAGGAGCGCAUUUCACAUCCAAAUGGAACUAUAAAUUCCUCUUCUCAAGACACCGUUGAGGACUCUGUAGAAGUUGAGAAGUUGGAUAAAGUUGAGGACACUGAUAUGGCUAUUGCUAUUGGGGACGAUGGAAAUGUGCCGCAGAAGGAUGGAUUAACAGAAGAUAAGAUGGAGGAAUGA
This is a messenger RNA of Phalaenopsis equestris, 5352 nucleotides long. Its product is annotated as intron-binding protein aquarius. Gene Ontology annotation, cellular component: catalytic step 2 spliceosome. The record is from RefSeq and is a predicted model, not a curated record. NCBI's taxonomy places the organism in Eukaryota, Viridiplantae, Streptophyta, Magnoliopsida, Asparagales, Orchidaceae. Gene Ontology annotation, molecular function: helicase activity; mRNA binding. The coding region runs from base 400 to 5352 and encodes 1650 amino acids. Gene Ontology annotation, biological process: mRNA splicing, via spliceosome. The transcript is spliced from 15 exons.